Molecule: messenger RNA, 2005 nt
Organism: Volvox carteri f. nagariensis
Lineage: Eukaryota; Viridiplantae; Chlorophyta; Chlorophyceae; Chlamydomonadales; Volvocaceae
Exons: 5
Coding region: 64-1182 (372 amino acids)
Biological process (GO): 'de novo' IMP biosynthetic process; adenine biosynthetic process
Cellular component (GO): cytosol
Molecular function (GO): phosphoribosylamine-glycine ligase activity; phosphoribosylformylglycinamidine cyclo-ligase activity
Source: RefSeq, a predicted model, not a curated record
AAUCUAUUGUCCUGUACUGAUCGUGUGAUUGUUUACCUCUUCCGAAAGCCGACAGUCGCGACAAUGCAGCAGACAGUGCUUCGCGCUUCCUCUAGUUCCGUUAAUGGACGUCCCACCGCAGCACCGAUUGCUUUGCGCUGCUGCAAACGUGCUCGCCUCGCAUACUUCCGUCCAGCUAGGGCUGCUGUGCUGAACCGCCCGGACAGCGAGGAGGGCCUCACCUACAAGAAGGCGGGUGUCGACAUUGAUGCUGGUGAUGAGCUGGUUAAGCGAAUUCAAAAAAUGAACCCGGACAUCGGCGGCUUCGGAGGCUUGGUGCCCUUCGGCGAUUCAUACCUUGUUGCCGGCACCGACGGCGUCGGCACCAAGCUUAAGCUCGCUUUCGACAUGAACAAGCAUGACACGGUGGGUAUUGACCUCGUCGCUAUGAGCGUCAAUGACAUUAUCACCCUGGGCGCCAAGCCGCUGUUCUUCCUAGACUACUACGCCACCGGCUUCCUCGAUGUGGACACGGCUGAAAUGGUUAUCAAGGGCAUUGUUGAGGGUUGCAAGCAGUCUGACUGCGUGCUGCUGGGCGGUGAGACCGCUGAGAUGCCGGGUUUUUACCAGAAGGGCGAGUAUGACCUGGCUGGCUUUGCCGUCGGUGCCGUGAAAAAGGACAAGUUGAUUGACGGCAAGAACAUCAAGGCCGGUGAUGUUGUGCUCGGCCUCUCGUCCAGCGGCGUACACUCCAACGGCUUCUCCCUCGUACGGAAGGUUCUGGAGGUUUCUAACACCAGCCUCCACGACCACACCCCGUGGGACGCGUCCAAGACGUUUGGCGACGUGCUGCUUGCACCCACCAUCAUUUACGUGCGCAAGGUUCUGGAGCUGCACGAGAAGGUGGGUCUGAAGGGCGUCGUACACAUUACGGGUGGCGGUAUGCCCGAGAACAUCCCUCGCGUCAUUCCGGACGGGCUGGGAGUCAGCAUCAAGGACGGCUCCUGGCCCAUGCCCGAGCUGUUCAAGUGGCUCCAACACACUGGCAAGGUUCCCACUGCGGAUAUGCGGCGCACGUUCAACCUGGGGGUGGGUCUGGUUGUAGUGGUGGACCCCGCUAAGGUGGAUGAGGUGCGGCAGCUAGCGCCCGAGGCCUUCGUACUAGGCGAGGUGGUGCCCGGGGAUGGCGUUACCUUUGUGUAAUGACGACGUUUCGUACAUGGACGUACGGCAUGACGGUUGGAUGGUUGGUCCGGGAGGUAUAUGGGCCGAUUAGUUAGCUGUGUGAUGAGUCCGUGGCACCUGGUGUGUUUUGUCUGCUCGGAAAUGUCUUGAUUGCUUCGUGAGUGCAUUAGGAGCCAGGUGCGGCGAUUUAUUAUAGGUGGUGAUUUCACCCCCCGGCGGCGGCGAAUAAGAGGCACGACGAGACGUGACGUGAUGUGACAUGACAUAACAUGAUGGGCUUACAACGCCCCUCUCUGACCUGCACCAGUGCGAGUGCUGGUAGGCUGGUAAAAGAGGAGCGGCUGGCAUGGCGGGGCGGGGGAGGAGGAUUUAUACCAGUCUGUUGGCAAGUUGGUUGCUGUGGUCGCAUACGGAGCUGCAGGAGGGUACGACACAGCGGUGUCGAGUGUUGGUGUCUAUCGCCUUUUGUGCAAUUUGUUCUAGUAGAUAUCGUACUGGUGAAUACUGUUUGGGGGGUGCUGUUGGAUGGUUGGAUGUCGGCACGAUGUCGAUGUGGUCUGGAUGGAUUUUCUUUCUGGUCUGGAUCAUGUUUUUUUUCCUUGUUUAAAGGCGGGGUCGAUAUGGAGUUAUAGCUGUGGGCUCUGUGGCAUCUGAUGAGUCGUUUUGGGGCGAGGAGGGCUUCGGGUGCGAACCAUCUUUCGGAGGGUUGAGGCUGCGUGGGGUCCUCACUGCUGUCUGACAGUCAGUCAGUCAUUACGCGUCGUGUCGCGUAAUGAACUGAACAUGCAUCUUACGCUGAAUUGAGAAUUGCAUUUUAAAGCUACUUUAACUCACGCUAACG